UAUUUCAUCGGCAAAGAAACAAAGAAGAAAUGGCUGUUAAUCACCAGUGAUGAGUUUCUGCGGCUGUUGCAACCUAUAUAUUUGCCUCUUGAUAAUCAGGUCACCAUCGCCAAUUUGACCGUCGACGGUGAAGCCGCCUCGCUGUGGGAGAGCUACCAGGUGUCCCAAAGCCACGGGAAGCGCCUCUUGAAGGUCGGACACUGGACAACUGCCCCGAGAUGCCCCGACGCGCAUCUCGACUGUCUUUCUCUCAGCGACGAGGCCGAGGAAGGCAAUCCUUCGUCAGGUGGUUCAACGCCAACUUCUGACGCGGCCGCUCCCCUGUCCAUCCCGAAGGAGGUUGGGACUGCUCAGGUGUCCAUGGCUUUUGGAGUCCUUCUUGCUCCGGUGGACGACCCUCUGCAGCGGAGGCACGACCUGACUGGGCUCCACCUGACGUGCACAACCAUUGAUUAUGACCCCCUGAUCGUCCUGGAGGAAGGGCCGGGUGGCGGCGUUCGCGUGGGCGGACUCCUGGGGAAGUUCUUUCUCACGCUCAAGGAAAUCACCAACUUCACCUACGCGUGCCGGCGGGUGAGGGACGGCGAGUGGGGCUCCGCCGUAGAAGGCCGCUGGACGGGCAUGAUCGGCGAGGUGAGCGACGGCACGGCGCAGAUCGCCGUCGCUCCGCUCGGCGUGACGCAGAAGCGGAGUUCUGUCGCUAGCUUCCUGAUUCCUCUCAUUAUCACCAGUUCCAGAAUCAUUCUGAAGCGACCCACUAAUGAGGACUACAUGUGGACGGUGUACACAAAGCAGUUCACACUCGGAGUUUGGGGGAUGCUAGUGGCUGCAGUUUCCGUUGGGCCCGGACUUUUUAAAAAAAAUGAAAUAAAAUUUCACACCAACGCAACUCCAGGCACUGUGCUGAGAGUCGAGACGGUGGCCGGCCGGACCCUGGUGCUGACGGCCCUCCUGCUGCAGGUCGUGACCCUCUCCUACUACACGAGCAACAUGGUGUCGGCGCUGACGAUUAUCCCUACUGACAUCAAAUUCUGA
This is a messenger RNA of Penaeus monodon (black tiger shrimp), 1035 nucleotides long. RefSeq lists its product as uncharacterized. Gene Ontology annotation, molecular function: glutamate-gated receptor activity. Gene Ontology annotation, cellular component: membrane. Lineage: Eukaryota; Metazoa; Arthropoda; Malacostraca; Decapoda; Penaeidae. The record is from RefSeq and is a predicted model, not a curated record.